This is a messenger RNA of Pleurotus ostreatus (oyster mushroom), 609 nucleotides long. RefSeq lists its product as uncharacterized. The transcript is spliced from 5 exons. The record is from RefSeq and is a predicted model, not a curated record. Lineage: Eukaryota; Fungi; Basidiomycota; Agaricomycetes; Agaricales; Pleurotaceae. Gene Ontology annotation, molecular function: DNA-binding transcription factor activity; RNA polymerase II cis-regulatory region sequence-specific DNA binding. Bases 1 to 609 code for a protein of 202 amino acids. Gene Ontology annotation, biological process: regulation of transcription by RNA polymerase II.
AUGCGACCCAAUCAGUCAAACCCAGCUCAGCCCGUCUUUCCAAUGGCGACAUCGACCCUCUGUCAAAUCUGCAGCGGUCAGCUUCCGACCGAUGCUUGUCCCACCCAUACUACGGUGUAUAACAUCCAUGACAACGAUAUCAAUAUCUCCACUACUGCCCCGGUCUACCAGUCGUUUGGAUGUUCGACCAACCAGGGAAAUACACAAUUCGAGGAGCAAACCAUGGGCCCAGGCAUGGGGAAUGCUAUGCACACUGAAGGAUACUCGUACGGUGACAAUGAUCAAGGCAUCUAUCCAUAUACAUUUCUUUUUCCCAACGUCCCGAUAGGACAGGCACCCACUAUACGAACGGUGGGCUCUCCUGCUAUCACCGCUGCCUCCCAAAACAGGCGUAGGGUCGAAGCUAGAUUUCAGUGCCAAUUUCAAGAUUGCGGCAAGACAUUCACAGCAAAGCAUAAUCUUGACAGCCACAUGAGAGCGCACCUCGACAUCCGACCGCAUGGAUGUAAUUGCGGUUCUACGUUCACGGCGAAGGGAGACCUUAAACGGCACCAGAAGUCGCAGCAGCACGCAGGCGCAAUGAAUCAAAUGUAUCUGUCGCCCAAUUAG